UUUCCUGUGCAUCUACAUUAUGAAUAUUUGAAAUAAGAUUUCUAUUCCAUUUAAACUAUGCCUUUAAGCGAAAAGAUUUGCCACUGGCAGUUCAUAAACGAGAAAUGGCAUAUUAGUAUAAAGUCAAAGUUUAGAAUUAAAGAAAAAUAUAGAUAUUUGUCUCUGUAUGGAUUUUUGUAUUUAUAAUUUCUUUUGAAUCUACAAUAAAUAGGGAAUAAAAAAAAUAUAAAGUUCGUUUGAAAAUAAAGUAAAAAAGAAAUAAUAAUGGAACAGUUUUAUUUGUGGAACUACUUCCGAGACAAAAUUUCAUAUACUGUGCAUCAAUUUGACGUAAGAUGUGAUUAUUAAUAAACACUAUAAUCAUUGAAAGGAAACUUGACUGACAUGCAAAUAACUGUUCCUGAAAUCUGUAAAAAGUGUAUGGAGUGAAUUUAGGAAGAAAAUCUCAAUAUUUGAUCGUUAUGUAUUAGGCUGUGAUUAUAAAGUUCCUGUCACUGUAGACAGGAAUGAAACAAUCUUCAAGAUGACGGAAAAAACAAUAGAUCAAUUCUACAAACAAAAUAUUGAUGUUAUGGUUAAAUAGUGAUUGAAAUAUUUUAAUUAGCGAAAAAUAGACUGUACACGUCAAGUAAGACGAUUAAUAUGAGAAAUAAACGCACUGGAAUUAUGACCAUUUAUGAUUUGGGUUUUAAUUACCAAAUAAUGACUCGAUGACCGCAUGAUAAGUUUACAGAGAGAGAGAAGAUGACUGGCACCUGAAUUUAGAACUCAAACGACAGGAUAGUGAAGGAGAGAGAGAGUUUAUUGUUCAUUAUACAUAUGUUUCUCAGUUUAAGAGUCGAUAAAACGAGAAUGGAAACUGACAAUUCUAACAUGAUUCGUGUAAAAAUCGUCAAGAAAAGUGACACAGGUCUUGGGUUUUUGAUCCAGCCUAGGUCCGAAAAACCACAUGUGGUUAUUUCGGCAAUCGUUUCUGGAGGAAUGGCUGAAAAAUGUGGUUUGAUACGUAUAGGUGACGUCAUAGUACGUGUAAAUGAUAUGGACUUAAGUGAUAUGGUGUAUGAAAAAUGUGUAGAUUUACUGAAAUCUUUACCACAAGAAACACCCGUAUCCUUAUUACUAAAGGGACCUGAAGGAUACACAUCAUACCUACACACUACUUUUCUAGAAAACGGCACUCCACACACAACAAGAAUUACAAAACCUGUUGCAAAUAAUGAAUCAUUUGUCUCUCGUCUGAGACGAACGUUCGGAAGAUCUCAGUCCCCUUCAGGACGAACACCCUUAAGACAAAGUCGCAGCGGCAAUAUAAGUCCAAAACGGAAUAAACAAAAACAAGAAAAAGAAAAGAUAGAUAAUGAUCAAAUGGAUCAAACUUGUUUCGUAUGUCCGGUAGAUCAUAGUAGUAGCUUGAAAGUUCAGAACGAUGCAGAAUCUCAAACAGACGGAGAAAAUGCAAAGCAUGUAACUUCUGUAACUGCCAAUGGUGGCCCACUUGUCAUUGUACGUGAAUCAAAGAAGACAGUGAACAACAACUCGUUAAAAACCAUAAAUAAUUCACAAAUAAAUAAUGAAGUUGACACCAUUGAUAAUAAUACAGUUAAAAACCAUUCUACUGAUAGUCAGUUAAAUGUAAUAACGAAUGGCAGGGUUAAUGGAGCAGAGAAUCUCGAGGAGAGACGAGACUCAAAAGGAAUUAUAGUUAGUCCGUCGAUGCAGAGAAAAGAAGGCAUGGCGCAUAAUUCUCCAGCUCAACAAAAGCGAUAUGUUAAACUGAAAAAUAUUGCUGAUAGCAAACUUGUAUUUACAGAUACUCUCCAUUCAAAAUCUAUUGAGAAUGUUCCAUGUGCUCACAAUAGGUGUUUGGGGUCACUCAUGGGUACAAGCGUGCCCGGUAGAUCCCAAGGAACAGUUAGACCAAAAGAAGAGAUGUUGGUUCAUGCAAAGGACUUCUUUGACCAAUAUUUUACGAGCAUCAAACGGCAAAAUACCCCUGCUCAUCAAACGAGGCUGAGUGAAGUUUACAGCGCAAUUGAGAAGACUGGAAAAUACGAACUGACAACGAGUGAACUAACGUAUGGUGCAAAACUGGCAUGGAGAAAUGCAGCAAGGUGUAUAGGUAGAAUACAGUGGUCUAAACUUCAGGUGUUUGAUGCUAGACAUAUAACGACUGCACGAGGAAUGUUCGAGGCUAUAUGUAACCACAUAAAGUAUGCAACAAACAAAGGCAAUAUCAGAUCAGCAAUAACUGUUUUCCCUCCUCGAACUGAUAAUAAGCAUGACUUCAGGGUAUGGAACCAACAGCUUGUUAUGUAUGCUGGCUACAAACAGCCGGACGGAUCGGUAAUUGGUGAUCCAGCAGCUAUCGAUUUUACUAAUGUUGUCGUGAAGAUGGGUUGGAAACCUAAAUUUGGAAUGUUCGAUGUCUUGCCGCUUAUUCUACAAGCCAAUGGAAUGGAUCCAGAAAUGUUUGAGAUUCCAGCGGAGUUAAUUUUUGAAGUUCAAAUAAAGCAUCCAAAAUUUCCAAGUUUUGCUGAGUUAGGACUUAAGUGGUUUGCCUUACCAGCAGUGUCUGCUAUGUUGUUUGAUUGUGGUGGACUGGAAUUUACAGCUUGCCCUUUUAAUGGAUGGUAUAUGGGGACUGAAAUUGCUUCUAGAGACUUUCUAGAUGCACAGAGAUAUAAUCUUAUAGAGAAAAUUGCAGAAAAAUUAGGACUUGACACGAGGAAGAAUUCUUCAUUAUGGCGUGACAGAGUUGCUGUGGAAACAAAUAUUGCAGUCCUUCAUAGCUUUCAGGCUGCAGGAGCUACAAUAAUGGACCACCACGCGGCUUCAGAAUCCUUCAUGAAGUUUAUGGAGAAUGAAAUGAAACAGAGAGGUGGUUGUCCUGCUGAUUGGGUUUGGGUAGUGCCUCCUCUCAGUAGCAGCAUCACUCCGGUUUUCCAUCAAGAAAUGUUACUGUAUAAAUUGAAACCGUCUUAUGAAUAUCAGGAUGAAGUUUUUAGAACCUACGUAUGGAAAAAAGACAGAGAAAAAGGGAAAACUGUAGAAAAGAGACGAAGAAAGUUCGGAUUUAAGGAAUUGGCUAGAGCUGUAAAGUUUAGUGCUAAGCUGAUGGUAAAAGCACUGUCUAAUCGUGUGAAAUGCACAAUUUUGUAUGCAACAGAGACAGGGAAAUCAGAGAGAUUUGCAAAGACACUUUGUGAAAUAUUUAAGCAUGCAUUUGACGCAAAGGUAGUUGAUAUGGCGGAGUAUGACGCUAUACAUCUAGAACACGAAGCUUUAGUUCUAUUUGUUACUAGCACAUUCGGAAAUGGCGAUCCACCUGAAAACGGAGAGGCAUUUGCUAAGAACCUUCAUGACUUGAACGACGUUAAGAGUACAAAAAAUGGAGAAGGAUUAUCAACUCAGUACUUCAGAAUGAGCACAAAAAGUGAAUCAGAAGAUAAUCAACAAGUCGAGGACAAAAUACUUGAAGAAGUGGGUCCUCUCAGCAACGUUCGGUUCUCUGUUUUUGGAUUGGGAUCUCGUGCAUACCCUAAUUUCUGUGCCUUUGCUCACUACAUCGAUAACAUGAUGAAUGCACUUGGCAGCGAGAGAAUAUAUCAAAUGGGAGAAGGAGACGAACUAUGUGGUCAAGAAGAAACCUUCCGACAGUGGGCAAAAUCCGUUUUUAAGGCUGCUUGUGACACUUUCUGUGUUGGGGAUGAAAAUAGUAUCCAAGAGGCAACUGGUGCGCUGUCGAAGACAGACUUCACAUGGUCACCAGAAAAGUUUAGGUUAACACCAUCAACAAACGAAACGCCAUUAUCUUUGUGUGAAGCUUUAAGCAAAAUGCACAGUAAAAAUGUGUUAUCCUGUAGCUUAUCAAACCGUAUCCAACUACAAGAUCCAGAUUCAGAACGACAGACUUAUCUGGCAAAUAUUGAUUUAGAGGGAAACUCAGCAGAUAUGAACUACAGUCCCGGUGACCACGUGGCUAUUUUCCCUCUAAACUCCUCGGAGUUAGUAGAUGGUAUUAUUACUCGUCUACACAAUGCACCACCGCCUGAUCAACUAGUAAAAUUGGAAGUUAUUCAGGAACUUACAACACCAAUGGGCACACAAAAGUCGUGGAAACAGUUUGAGAAAAUCCCUACAGCCACCAUGAAGACAAUGUUCUCAAGAUUCCUAGAUAUUACAACACCCCCAUCACAAGAGUUUUUGAAACAACUGGUAUCUCAAGCAACACGAGAUAAUGACAAAAUUAAAAUUGAAAACUUAGCUAACGACAUUCAUGAGUAUGAAGAUUGGAGAUAUGAAAAGAUGCCGAACAUGUUGGAAGUUUUAGAAGAGUUUCCUUCCCUAAAAAUCAAUCCCUCACUUUUGAUAUCUCAGCUUCCAUUAUUACAGCAAAGAUUUUAUAGUAUAAGCUCAUCGCAAAAAUCAUCCCCAGGAGAAGUUCACGCUACCAUAGGUGUUUUAAAAUAUAAUACAAUGGAUGGUGCUGGUGCACUUCAUUAUGGGGUUUGCUCAAAUUGGCUGAACAGCUGUGAUAUUGGUGAAGAAAUACCAUGUGCAAUGAGAAUGGCGCCAUUAUUCCAUUUACCAGACGAUGCAACACUUCCUAUUAUAAUGGUAGGACCUGGAACUGGAAUUGCUCCAUUUAGAAGUUUCUGGCAUCAGCGUAAAAUAGACAAAAAUAUGUUACCCGUGCCGAAGCAUGGCGACAAGACUGGUUGGGGAGAAAUGUACCUGUACUUUGGAUGUAGAAAAUCGGCCGUUGACUAUAUAUAUAAGGAAGAAUUAGACAACUGUUUACAAGAUGACGUUUUAACAAAAGUCUACACUGCGUUUUCACGUGAGCCAGGACAACCAAAGACAUAUGUACAAGAUAUGAUAAAGAAAAAUGGUCAAGAAGUAUUCGAUGCUGUGGUUAAAAAUGGUGGCCAUUUUUAUGUCUGUGGUGAUGUACAAAUGGCAUCUGAUGUUACUGAAACGCUAUGCAAAAUUAUUCAAGACAAAGGCAAAAUGUCGAAAGAACAAGCUCAAUCUUAUAUGCUGAAAUUAAAGGAGGCAAACAGAUUCCACGAAGACAUAUUUGGUGUCUCUGCAAAACAGGAAUUCACAGACAAAGUCAGAGAUCAGGCAAAACGUGCAUGGAAAUAUAUUAAUGCUACCAAACCUGUUAACAAUAAUAAGGAAGUCGCUAUGCCAAUUCCGCCACCGGUAGCUUAACUGCACAUCAUGAAUGGAGAAACGCUUACCACGUGGAAAUCCUAAACCUCCAAUGAAAGUGAGAACUAAAGUGAUUAGUGUAGACUCUGAAGAUGAUAUGUGGACCAUUCCAGAAAAUUAACUUUGUUGCUCCUGUUAAAACUUUUACAUGUUGUUGAUUUUUUUACAUUGCCAUUAGUAUUAAUCAUGUUAUCUGUUGUAUAUUGAUUGUUAUUGGUAUUUUUAUGAGGGUCUAGAUGGGGGUUUACAGAAUAGAGAAUAAUGGGCAAAAUGUGCAGAAUAAAGGGCUAAAAAAUAAAGAAUAGAGAAAAAUGGACCAAAAAAAAAAAUAGAGAAUAAUGAGAUGCUGCAAUAUAAAGAAUAGAGAAUAAUGGGCAAAAAGUAUAAUGAAUAGAGAAAAAUGGCAUAAAAAAUAAAGAAUAAGGAAGGACCCCCACGCCCCAUCCAGACCCUCUUUUAUUACUCAAAACAUUUGUACAUUGAGGCAAUCAUCAGAUGAUUCCAUAAGACAUAAUGCAUUAGAAGUUUACUUUGAAUUGUAUUUGAUAAAAUGAAGAUAUGCAAAAUUACAGAAAAAAAUGCCCUGUAUUAUGCAGACAAGGAAAUAACAAAUAAACUGAAAAAAAGAAAGUACGGGAAAUUGGAAGUGAAAAAUAAUGGAUAGAAGACAAUACAAGUUAACUUACUCUAAAAAAUCUCUGCGAGGUACAUUUGAACCAUUUUUACAAUUUAACUGUUUACACAAGACUUUUUACAAAUAUUUUAUCGAUAUUCAAGUCAAUGGAAAUAUCAUACAAAUCGUUUUUUUUUUGUUAUGCAUGUUGUACAUCGACUAAAAUUAAAGCAAAUCAUAUAUGGGAAGGUUUGCUCAAGUUCUGCUCAUUGAUAACUUAAUCUACUAUAUAUGUUCACUUAAUUUCUGGAAACUUUAAAAGUAUCAUCUCUGAUCUCUGUUAUAGCCUACCACUGCCCUCAUCAGACAUCUGCUAUAGCUUACCACUGCCCCUAAUCAGACCUCUGCUAUAGCCUUCUACUGCCCUCAUCAAUCAAAAUAUAAAUAAUAUCAAAAGAAAAGCAUAUGAUUAUUUUCUUUGGAGAUCUUUAAUGAAAUCCUCUGCAAUAGGCAUACAUUUAAUAGAUUUUUUAAUUUUGUGAUUUAAUUGUUGAGGUGUAACUAUAAUGUUUCCACAAAAUGAGGUAAAGUACUAAAGCGUAGUAUUUGUGUUAUUUUUCAAUAUAUAGUGUAUUUAUCAUACCUGCUUUAAAGGUAUACGUCUAAAAAUAGUUUUUCUAGUUCUGUAUGCAUUUAAUCCGGUUCUGAUCAGUUUGAUAAACUGCACGUUGACUUGAAAUUUUUUUAAUACUAUUUCCCGCCAUAUCCACAAGUUUUAGGUAUUUUCCAUUGAAUAAUUAGAGAAAAAGGUUCUACCACUUUACCUUGUUGACAAGGAUAUUCGGAUAUUUAGCCACUCUCCAAAAUAACUUUUCAAAUUCUGAAACUAUUUCGAGUGGAUAUAUUUCGUAAAUAAUUUGAUGGUAUAAUCUAUAUGUAUAUAUAUAUUUAUAUUAUAACCUUAAAUAACGCUUGCGUUAAAAAAUUUCAUGUUUAUUCACAUUCCAAUUUUAGAAUUGCAUUACGCAUAUGGUUAUUCUUUUAAUAUACAUUAGUAGCAAUCAAUUCAUUGCAACUUUCAUCAAUAAACAAAUGGAACAGGGCUUCAAAAUCAUGUUAUUUUGAUUACAUUAAAUUAAUUUAAGAACUAUAUUGACAUUUACCUUUCGUUAAGGUGGAGACAAAACACGACAAGACAAUACUUUAUUUAAAUCUCAACUCUUAAAUUUUAAAACAUACAAACAGUUUAUAUAGAAUAUAACAUAUACAUAAAUAAAAAUCCAAAAUUCAUUCGAAUAACUGUUACGGCAGACUAUCUGCAAACUUUAUAUAAUGUAUUAUCUACAAAAUUUUAAAUUGCAAUGUGAAAUACAUCGUAUAUGCAUUAAAAUGUCAUUGAAGAAUUUGGCGGUAAAAAAGUACAUAUUUUCAUCAGUGAAUGAAAUAUGAAAUCGUCAUCAGACAAAUGCAUAAAAUUGUCAUUUUUAAUAGUGUCACUCGUGAAAGACCUUUAACCUUUCUCAAAAUGAAGAAUAUAAGUUAAAACCAAAUUCCUUUAAUCCAUUAGUUAUUUUCAUGUAUUUCAUCAGAUUUUCGUCUCCUACGUAUACAUCCCUCCCCAAUCAUUCCUUUUAAGAUUUAAUCCUCAUUAUAAUAUGUAUCAUGUGUAUACAAUCAAGAAUUGAUUAUUUUGUUUCAUGUAAUAUUCAAGUACGCAUCAAUACUAAUAGCCUUGCAAUUUGAUGUAAUAAAUAUUAGUGCAAUACUUUUUAAAAUGCAAAUAUAUGUGAUUUUAUAAUUUUCAAUAAUGUUUUUUUUCUAUUUAUUGAAGAGACAAAACAUAAUAGUUAACCUGCUUCCUUGUAUACUUUAAAAAUGAAAUAUAACAAACAAAACUAUAAUUUCAUUUUUACAGAUGAUUAAAGGCCUGUGUCUUAAUCUGUAAAUUUCCUCCUGCUUACUAGUCAAUAUGUAAAAUAUAGCAGUCAUCAAAAUUAUAUAAAAACAAAAUUGAGUUCCUGCAGGGGAUAUUUGUAAUGGUUUUGUGUCUUAUCCCAUUAGUCAGUAUAACUAUCAAACAACAUUGAUGAGAGUAUAAUUACAAUAAUAUUGAAUACCUGUACGGAACCAAGAAAUACAGUUUUAUAUGUAAAUGGUGCAGUAUCUGAACGUUUGAUUUUGAUUUGAAUUUUUAAGUAACUUUGUCUUUUUAGUAGACUAUUCUUUUCUGCUUCUAGUGGUAUAUUUUCUGCAAUAAAAUUUCUUAAAACCA
This is a messenger RNA of Mytilus californianus (California mussel), 8102 nucleotides long. RefSeq names its product nitric oxide synthase-like protein. The transcript has 28 exons. Bases 820 to 5217 code for a protein of 1465 amino acids. Lineage: Eukaryota; Metazoa; Mollusca; Bivalvia; Mytilida; Mytilidae. Gene Ontology annotation, molecular function: heme binding; NADP binding; calmodulin binding. Gene Ontology annotation, biological process: nitric oxide biosynthetic process. The record is from RefSeq and is a predicted model, not a curated record.